GGCUUUAAAUUGGAAUAGCCUCUGUGUGCUGCUAUGGGAGUCUCCUUUAAAAAAAAACACCCUGUCGCGUCACUGGAUGCGGUUGCCGGAGCCGGGCACGUAGCCUGCCAUCCCCGCUCAUACUCCCACCGCUGGUAGGCCUGUUUUCCCCUCUUCUUCCUAACAUAUCUUCCUUCUGCAUCUUUUCUCUGUGCGUGAAUUCGUUGUUUGAAUCUUUGUCGCUCGGACAUACAGUGUACCCGGUCACCCUGAUGAGUCCUGACAGAGCCGCGCUAAUGACUUUCAGUAACCUCUAACGUUACUGCAGGAAUACCGCACCGCGCAGGGGGUAAGAUUAGAUCCCUUAGUGUGUAAAUACCCUAUGUCCUAUUAAUAAUACACACUAGCUGCUGUGGGAGACCAGGUGGACCCUCACUUGGUGCAAUGCGUCAGUGCAGCAAAUUGGAGAUUAAACCAAAGACAAAAUCUGGUCUGUUUGUGACAUGAACUGUCUUAAAAUGGCACCUAUACACUUUUUUCUGUGCCUUUAAGCUACAUUGCGCAAAAUUAUUUUAAAGAUAGAUGUGCAUCCUUAUAUAAAAUCUCUGUAUAUAUGUUAGGUUUACAUUUAAAGGGUUUGAAGGGUUAAACUCUUAAUAUAACAUGAUUUAUUUUUUUAUGUAUGGUUUUGUGGUAUAUUUUUUGGGGCACAAAUUUUCGGUAUAGAAAACCUGCGACCUAAGACAUCUGUCACCAGUUUGACAACACAUGCACAAUGAUUAAAACAUGCUGCAAGGUGAGAAAACAUAACCAAAUGCAGAAACAAGGUGCAAAUAGAGAAAACAAACAAAUUGGUCUACAGAAACAAGAUGUGGAUACAGAAAACAAACAAACACAGAGACACUUCAAAAAGCACAGACAACAAUGAAACUGUUUUCCAGGGACACUAAAAAGGUUUGAUGUUUGCUAUGGUGACCCAGUUGAAGUCAACUAUCCAACAGUGGAAUGAAAUAUACAGUCUCUGAAAUGUAGUGGAGUAGAAGUAUAAAGUAGUACAACUGUGCAAAGUAGAUUUAUUUAUUCCCAUCUCACCACUGCUGGUUUUGUCUUUACCAUUUAUGUUAAAAGUAUGGUGUGACACAGCGGCUCAAGUUACAACAUAUGCCUGCAAAAUUUCAACUAUGUAAAUAUGGAGCUGGCGCUGCUCUGAGGUCUGGCCAUAUAAACAAAUACCUAAGUGAUUUUUUUCGCCGGCAUUCUUAAGCAAUGUCUGUGCGGGUGGAAAACUUUGAUAAGGAAGUGUAUGACUGUAUAUUGCAUAUCAGACACAACCCUGGUGAUCUGUAGAUUCUUCAAGAUCAAAACAGUUUGGAGAGGUACCACCACUCACCAUUUUCUCCAUACACCAAAGAUGACAGCUCACACGGCGGCAAAGGACCAGCGUUUUUUGGUGUUUUUCGACUUUGAUGAGACCAUCAUCAAUGAAAACAGUGACGAUGCUGUGGUACGUGCUUUGCCGGGCCAACAGCUCCCUGACUGGCUGAAGAACAGCUACAGGGAGGGGCACUACAACGAGCACAUGCAAAAGGUCUUGGCCUAUAUGGCAGACGAGGGUGUGACUGAGGACUCCAUCCAUUCAGUAGUGGAGAAGAUCCCUCCAGCACCUGGACUCCUGAACCUCUUCCAGUAUCUGCAGAGCCACCAGCAGGACUUUGAGAUCGUGGUGGUCUCUGAUGCCAAUAUGUACUUCAUUGAGACGUGGCUGGAGCGUGCUGGGGUGCGUCACCUUAUCCAGAAGAUUUUUACAAAUCCAGCCAGCUUUGAUGCAACUGGCCGGCUUGUGCUGCUCCCCUUUCACUCCCAUUCGUGCUCCCGUUGUCCUAACAACAUGUGCAAGCAGAUGAUCCUUAGGGAGUAUCUGGCAAGCCGGCAAAAGAAAUGUGGUGGUUCACCCUUCCAGAGGGUAUUCUAUAUUGGAGAUGGGGCCAAUGACAUCUGCCCCUCAUUGGCUCUGGGUCCGCGGGACACAGCCUUCCCCAGGAGGGACUUCCCCAUGCACAGGCUGCUGCUGAGGAUGCAGCAGUCACAAGCAGCCAAGUUCAAAGCAAACAUAGUUCCUUGGGUCAGCGGGGACGAUGUUGUGGACUGCCUGAAGACAAUAAUGGCUGAGAGAUGAGAUGUGUGUGUGUGCGUGUGAAAAAGAGGGCAAGUAUAACUAAGAUGCAGCAGCAUAUGAUUUUACCUCAGCCACACUUGGUGCAAGAUGCAGCCAAUCUGUGUGCACACUGUAUAUCGGAAUCACCUGUAUUCUUUCGUUUAGUAGUUUGACACUUUGGAAAUAUACUUAUUUGCUUUCUUGUGAUGAGUUAGAUAAAAAGAUCAAUGCCACUCUGAUGUCUGCUUACUUAGGAAGCAGCAUUAGCAGUUACAAAGCAGCCAGUGUAAAAUCCAGAAAGUUACUGCACCGGGUCAAGGAGUAGUUGGGCUGUCAAAUGGCAAUAGUCAUUUGUACACUUCGGUUUUUGCACUAAUUAAAUAAAUGACAUAUAAUGUGUUCAUUUAAAAAAUGUAUUUAUUUAGGUUCCAGUCUUUAACCUAAGGCAAGAUAAUCUGCAAGCAUAUUUACCACACAGACAGGAGAGUGGUAUUCUCAUGCAUUCUUUCCCUGCAAGAAAGCAAUUGAGCGUAUUUCCCAAAAAGAAUAUAUCAUUUUCUAUUUUAACAGCAUUUUCAGCACUCCCCAUACAGAGACUAAAACCAACAAAGAUUGCCUCUACCCACUGUUAAUGUCUGUCAGUUUGUCACUCCUAGAUCACCUUAUUCAUCUGUACUAUAAACCUCCAUUCAAGCUCAAAAAUGAUUAAAAACACAUCAAGGAAGCACACCGCUGCCCUGGUUGACAUGUUCCUUCAUUACAAAACACCACACUCUAAUAGAGUGUCUCAGUAGUGAGUCCUAAAACACAGAACUGAGUACUUCCAGUUUCUUCAGUUUGGUUAGAUGCCUGAAAAAAAAGGCCAGCACAUUUUCAUGUUUUAUUCUGUGACACAUAAAAUACACAAAUAAAUACCCAGCCGCGUCUCAAGCACAAUAUAAAAAUCCCACUGGCUUUUUGUGGAGGGAACCAGAGUGAUGCUAACUUUAGGCUGGCCUAUGAAAAUACAUCCUCCCUUUGGCACUCUAUAUUUGUUAAGAAUAUUCAGAGAUCUUGUGCAUGGACAUGUGAUUCUUUCUUACUUCAGAUGCUGUAAAAGGUUUUGGUCGCUCAGAGCCUUUGGGGCAACAUUUAAAAAAAAAAGUCAGGGUCUGGCGUUUUGUAACAAGGAACCAUGUCACCCAGUGCAGUGGUGUGUUUCACUGAGGUGUUUUUAAUUGUUUUUCAAUAACUAUGGAGGUCUAUGGUACAGACAAAUGAGCUCAUCGAGGACUGACAAAUUGACAGACAGUGAGUAGAGGCAAAUCACUGCUGCCUUUAGUCUCUGUAUGCAGAAUUCUGAAAAUACUGUUAAAAUGAUUGGCCUUAUCAUUUAAUUCAUUAGUGUUACAUGGACAUGCAGUAUAAUACUCCCAUUGGAAUGCAAAUAAAAAGCUCAGUGGUUAAAA
Molecule: messenger RNA, 3582 nt
Organism: Monopterus albus (swamp eel)
Lineage: Eukaryota; Metazoa; Chordata; Actinopteri; Synbranchiformes; Synbranchidae
Product: probable phosphatase phospho1
Exons: 2
Coding region: 1283-2155 (290 amino acids)
Molecular function (GO): phosphatase activity
Source: RefSeq, a predicted model, not a curated record